GACUGUUCCUGCUGAAUUGUGCUUAGUACAGGGAAUACCUAUGCUGCCAUAGUUUUAUGGGAUCUCUCUGUACAGACUAUGUACAGAGAGAAUGAACAUUUAUAUUAUUCAGUAUCUUGUGGGGGAAGCAAUUGUCGGUGCAGGGGGCUCAUGGCAGAGAACAACACAUGGGACUCAAGGGGUGGAGGUUGCAGGGAGUUGUGGAUUUAUUUAGAAUGAUUGGGCUGUGGAUUUGUCUAAGGGAUUUAUACAUUGAGCCCCUGUUAAUUAUGGGCAGGUUCUUCCACCCUUGGGGUCCAGGAGGUUAAUAGUUAGGGCAACAUUGAGAGUAGAUUUGUAGUAACAAUAAGAACUUACCCUGGAGCUGUAGAAUCCUCUGCACCUAAACAGCAGCUCCUGUCGCCCUCCCUUUAUUUCUGUGUAUUUAGGGUCUCUGUCCUACGCUGAUCUUGCCACAACUAUCAAGAAGUUAGGGGGGCAUUACAUUUACCUUUUGGAGACCCUCUGCUUCAGUGUUUGACUAACAAGCUGCUCAGACUCACUUUCUGUAAGUGGAUUUAUUCCCAUGUAUCUGCCCUGCCCUGAGAGGGAACCAUUGCUCACGGAGGAAUCUAAUGUCCCUGAUUAUUGGCUAUUUUCCAGGCCUUCUCUUAGCCCAGUGGUGAGUUUGGCAUUUUGGGCAGUACCUUAUAGAACUGUGAGUAUCACACCGUCCCAUGAGUACGGGACAUUUAUUCAAAUGGAGAGAGGGAGCUCUGUAUAAACAAACUGUUCCCUAAGCUGCAGCCUUUGUUAGGCUAUGAGAUAAGAAAUAAUGUGUUACACAGGGACUACAUACAGGGGUUAGGACAUUGUUUUGUUGAAAUCUCAAUAUGAAUAUACAGAACAGACCCCUCAUGGAGCAUGAGAAGCAUUUCUAGGUAUAACCCAACUGUUGAUUCUCAUUAAGGAAUUGGGUGCAGGGUUUUCACCCCUUGAUAAAUAUGCCCCAUUGUCCUUAUCGCUCAUCAUUUCCCUGAACUGCUGGAGCAUCAGCUGGUCGGCCAAUGUCCUGACAGCUUUCUCUGCCACGAAGUUGAUUGCCAAUAGACUCGUCAUCUUUCCUGGGCUGAUUGCACUCUCUGCAGGUUAGUCAAGACUCCUCCCAUAAGAGGACACAUAAUGAUUCCAUAUAUGCUCAUCAGCUUCCUUGCCAGGAGUGACCUCAUCAUUGUUGGAUCAUAAAUCUUCAUCAACUUUAAUGAUGUCAUCACCUGCCCUCUUUGGCAAGACCCAGGCAGGAAUCUCCUUCCUUUCCAGUUAUGAUGUCAUCAAUUUGUUUCAUUGGGCGGGGCUACAAACACCACUGGCUGCCAUGAUUGGGUAGAUGCAGCUCCUCAUCAUUAUGGGUCAUGGAAUAAUACAUUUGCCCCUCUGUUAUUUCAUUCUUUGCAAAAUGAACGCGGCUGCUCUGAUGUUCUUCUGCUUAGGAAAGAUGUGAGAAAAGGAAUCUGAGGUAGAAAUAGGGACUUGGCCAAGACAGGGCCAACAAAACCACUGAAUGAUCAAUAGCCAAAGGCAGAAAAUAUAAAUGAGAAGAGAACAGGACAGCUGGAAUCCAUAUGGAGAUGGGCUUAUAUAAGGAGCCAACGGGCAACGACAGUCUCCAGCCACUUCUUAUACGUCAUUAUUAUAUUUGGCUGACGUUCAAAUUGCCUGUGGGUUUGUUCAAGUGGGCGUGUCUCACUCAGAGGGGGGAGUGGUUAACUGUAGUUUUUGGUAAGAUAUUUAGUAUAUAAGGAGGGGGGUCCGCCUGAAACAUCUAAUCUCCGGGAUCUGAUUGGUCACAGCCAUGAAGGGGACUCUGAUUGUGUUAGUGGCAUUGGCCGGAGCCUGGGCUGCACCUCAAGGAAGGGAACCCGGGAGCAAAUGGAUCAACGAUUACGACAAACCCUUUUCUUUCCAGUGUCCCGAUCAGCAGAGCAUCGACUUUAUUAUAAGAAGCUGCUGCAGAAGAAAAGCGCAGGAGCGGAAGGCGGAAUCCCAUAUCCAGGAACAGCACCCGUAACAGCAGCUCCAGGAGAAAUGUCUCUAAGAGACUGGAGCAGUUCUAUCGCAAAGUGGAGCAGGAAUCUCAUAGGGACCUGGAGAUGCUGAAGCACCUGAAGGAGCAAAAUCUCCAAGUUCUACGCUUGGCCGUGGUCCGAGCCUUCCCUAUCUGUUCCUCCUCCUCUCUGGACUACCGGCCAGCUGAAGAUUCCAGGGCAACUGUUCUAUACACUGCUGCCUAGCAACGCUGGAAUUCCCACAUUGUGUUCCAAGCCUCACUUUGGCGCUGAUUGGUUGAUAUCAGUAAGCCCCGCCCAUCACCGAGGAGCAGGAGCUGCACGUGGAGCAGGUGAGGGGGAGGUGGCUGUAAAGUUUCAGAUGGGAAUAUUGGGGACAAGAGAAGAUAUUCGAGGACACAGAAGGGAUUUUCGUGUGCAGGAGAAGAUUCUUUUUCGGGGUCUCAGCCAGAGAAGAACGAGUGACAUUGGUAUAAAACAUCCCAACACUCUUCGUUCUCAGUUUGGAGCGGGACCUCUUGGAACUGCGUUAUAGAAUGAAAGAAAAUUGCUCCCUGCCAAUGUAUAACCUUGAUGAUGCUCCUGACCCAGUUGCCAAGGAUCAAGUAGUCUGAGUCAGAUUUGCUAUGGAUCGCGGUGACGCCAAACUCAAUGGGCAGUUGGAAGCCUCGUUCCCCCGCUGUUUCUGUCAUGGCUAAAGUUACUGAUCAACUCGCAGUUCAAGAGCUCAAGUGGUCGAUGCCCGAGGAGGGCCCAACCUGAAAGCAAUGAGGAUACGUCCCAAAAAGAUCCGACCCUUUGCCUCGCGAAGGCAUCAAAGCAAGCAGGUGGCGGAGCUGAAGAGCGGUAUCUCAAGUCUAUACUGUGGAGCAUCGAGCACCUCCCCAGAGCAUUCCUCGUCCUGCAGCAAUCACUCCCAUACUGACACCGACACUGAACUCUGCAUCCAGCACCGACUCCGGCUUCUCUUUCCUAGACCCCGCCUACUGGAAAAGAAGUUGCUGCAGAAGAAAAGCGCAGGAGCGGAAGGCUGAAUCCCAUAUCCAGGAACAGCCCCGUAACAGCAGCUCCAGGAGAAAUGUCUCUAAGAGACUGAAGCAGUUCUAUCGCAAAGUGGAGCAGGAAUCUCAUAGGGACCUGGAGAUGCUGAAGCACUUGAAGGAGCAAAAUCUCCAAGUUCUGCGCUUGGCCAUGGUCCGGUAGGAAGGAGGGAGACUGGGAAUGUGCUGUUGGUGUGUGUUUGUGUGCACGGCACCAGAAUGAUUGCACCCCAAUGAACAGAAGUCUGUACCCCUAGAGUGUAUGAGCAACUGAAGCAUCAACCAAAAUAUAAAUCACUUGGUGCUAAGGCCAACUUAAAGGGCUGAAACAAUAUUGGCCUUUAAAUAAAAUUGUAGCAUUAAUACAGUAGCACAGUUUGCAGUUGUUCUUCAUUUAUUUAUGGUUUGCAGUUUUGAAAUAAUCUAGCAUUCUCCUAAUGAACCGCACGGUGUCUGACAAGGAAGUGACACUCGUAUACCCUCUUUAUGAUAUGGACACAAAACAUUUUAAUUGGAUUAAAAGAUCACAAAUAUUUCAUAUUAAACUAAUGUCCUUUGCUAUAUUGUAUGUACAUUAUCAUAUAGAUUCCCUUUAACACAAGGGAUUAAAAUAUAAAAGGAUUGUCGGCCUUUUUUUCCCUUCACUCAAAUGUGACCCACUGUAGAUUUCAUGUUGCUGGCAGGAGGUAACCCCAUUGCGGACAACAUGGAAUCUUCCUACGGAUACUGGUCCAUCUUUCCCAUCCUGAGACAUGGCCUUCCAUUCCAGUAGUUGAAAGCUCUGGUUCCGGUAUCAUGGCUAGAUCAUUAGGGAAACAGCAUUUUUCAACAGGAGAGGCAGAGCCACCUCCAAAAUAUCGACCUCCAGGUCCUUCCAGAACCAUAAUGGCAAAUAUCACCGACGUAAAGUUGCUCUGGAGCUUUACCUGGAAGGGAAGGAAGUUGUAUUGGGUUCCCAAGGACUCUCAAAACAUUUGGGUUGUGUUAAGGUUUUAAGGUUUUACACAAAGGUUUUCCAGAGUCUAUGGAAGAGCAGAAGGUGGUGGUGAGCAACUUAUACAUGAGAAUCCGGAAAACUCGGGACAGCAGAACUACCACUUACAACUGCAGUGAGACGGGAAAUUAGUAGCUAAUAACAAGUGGGACUGGAGGAGGCAGCUAACCUUUAUCAAGUUUACAGCAUCAAGGCACCGGUGUGCAACAAGACCCUCACUCACACCAGACUGAACCUGCAGACGCUGAGCCGGAAGCACUGGCGUAAGAAACGCACCGCUGCCAGGUCGGCCGUCAGGAAAGUAGCCUGGGUAACCAAGCGGCACUCCAAGGGACAUUACAGUGGCCACAAGAAGGCGAGACACGUCUGGGUAGUGGCCAAGAGACCAAAGAAAGCAGAGAGAAGCCUUCCCCAGAGGGAUCCAUAGAGCCAGCACAAACCCUGCUCCACCAGCCAAUGCACAUACAGCUUCCACAAUGCCUGCCCAGAGCCUGAGAUUGGAGCCUAAGCCCCUUCACAUGCUGUCAGUAGAAUAGCCAGGGAGGAGAAAUCGAGCACCACAAGAUGGAUGGUCGCCCUGUCGACUUUUCUGAAGAGGAGGGGAAGUGGAGUUUCGCUAAGUUAUUUCUUAAUAAAGGCUUUGCAAUUUAAAAGUUUAAUUUGUCUUGGUGUUUAUUUUUUGUUUUAUACUAACGAAUCUUUUAACAAAAAUUAUUGAUGUUACUGGUCCUUUAAUUGGGAUCAGCACCUACUUCUGUUACAUUCUUUCAUGAGUCAGAACUGGCAGUGCCAAGAUUAAAAACCGCAGAUUGGCUUUGCUUUCAAUUGUAAUUACAUUUUCACAUAAAAUCAUUUAUAUAUAUAUUUAUAUAGGGCAGCCAUCAGGGGGGAGAGUUGUAGGGGGCCCCGAGGGUAAGGGGGGCCCCGGCCACACCACACUUACUUGAUUAGCCGGGCCCGCCCAUCUUGAGAAAAAAUAUUGAAUGUAAAUUGGAUUGUAUGUUUGGGUUUACUUCCCCUUUAAUAUUACUCAAUCAUCCUUCCCAGCUAUCCAUUAAGGUAGAUACUGAACAUAGAGGUUGAGGUUUUCUUUAUUCUAUGGCCCUGGGCUCUCCGGAGUUGCACUAUGCAGGAAUACACGUGGCUUCAAUUUAGACAGGUUCUUAGAUAAAGGACAAAGGCAUCGGAUUUGGGAUUCUAUUGUUUGGCUCCACCUACCCCAAUCUUCUUUGCCCCAAAGAAGAUUGAUUUGUUUCUGCUUUUUUUUUUUUUUUUUAACCUCCUGUUCGUAGACUGCAACUCCCAUCAUCCUCAGCCAACCAACAGCUGAAUGUUCACUUUAACUACUGCCCAUUUUAGAAGAUAUUCAGCAGUUUAAUCGGCCCGUGUAGGGCCACCUUUAUUUAGCACAGAGUAAGAAAUAGGGCCCCUUAGCCAAGACAGGGCCAACAAAACCACUGAAUGAUCAAUAGCCAAAGGCAGAAAAUAUAAAUGAGAAGAGAACAGGACAGCUGGAAUCCAUAUGGAGAUGGGCUUAUAUAAGGAGCCAACGGGCAACGACAGUCUCCAGCCACUUCUUAUACGUCAUUAUUAUAUUUGGCUGACGUUCAAAUUGCCUGUGGGUUUGUUCAAGUGGGGGUGUCUCACUCAGAGGGGGGGAGUGGUUAGCUGUACUUUUUGGUAAGAUAUUUAGUAUAUAAGGAGGGGGGAAACAUCUAAUCUCCGGGAUCUGAUUGGUCACAGCCAUGAAGGGGACUCUGAUUGUGUUAGUGGCAUUGGCCGGAGCCUGGGCUGCACCUCAAGGAAGGGAACCCGGGAGCAAAAGGAUCAACGAUUACGACAAACCCUUUUCUUUCCAGUGUCCCGAUCAGCAGAGCAUCGACUUUAUUAUAAGAAGCUGCUGCAGAAGAAAAGCGCAGGAGCGGAAGGCGGAAUCCCAUAUCCAGGAACAGCCCCGUAACAGCAGCUCCAGGAGAAAUGUCUCUAAGAGACUGGAGCAGUUCUAUCGCAAAGUGGAGCAGGAAUCUCAUAGGGACCUGGAGAUGCUGAAGCACCUGAAGGAGCAAAAUCUCCAAGUUCUACGCUUGGCCAUGGUCCGAAAGGGAACCCGGGAGCAAAUGGAUCAACAAUUACGACAAACCCUUUUCUUUCCAGUGUCCCGAUCAGCAAAGCAUUGGCUUUAUUAUAAGAUUUGGAUCCAGUGUCUCUUUGUCUCUUCUCAACAGGUUGUUCCUCCCAGAGCUGCCGGCUUGAAAGCAUGGGACGCUGAGUUCCAGAGAAGACCUGAACCACUUGAUGAUAUCUUGCAGCCUCAGCACUUUAAUCUGGUUAAUGAGUCCGGAGUUCCUCUUUGUGGCUUCACAUGAGCCGGGAAAAUAUAGAAAAACAACUUUUGGCUGAAUAAUCUAGCUAUUAUUAAUCUUUUAGCCAUUUGCUGAUAAACAGACAUAGAUUUAGUUGAUCAAACAGGGUCUAUUGCCCUGGUCCAAGCAGAGCAUAAGCUGUAGGUAGUGUUAAUAGUGCUACUGUGAGACAGACCAGUUGUAGUACCACAGAAGUGGAUGGAAUGGAUGCUGAUUGGUAUAGAAUUGGUUAAUAAGGUCUGUCAGCAGCAGAGUGACCACGUGAGAUGGGGGAUGAUCUGGAUGUCCCUGGAUACGAAAACGGAAAUGAUGUAAAGUGAAUGGGGAGGAGGAAAGAACUAUAUAGUAAAGGGAAUUGGGAAUAUCUUUCUAUUUGGAAUCUGACCUCCUAGAACACAGGACACUGUAACAAUGCUAGUAUUUGGUAACCAUGCAGGUAAAGUUAGUAUUCCUUAAGACUAUUUUAAUAAGUUGUGUCAGAUACAUUAUCCAGUAAUGUAUUUAUUGAUGUUGUGUAUUAUGCCUUAUUGAAUAAAGUAGUGGUUGUAGAAAGCAAGUGUGAACUCAGUCUUUACACUUAUUUUGGGUUAAUACAAAUCUUAAUAUUUAACGGGAAGAGCAAGAUAUCAACAGUUGGGUAACA
This is a messenger RNA of Xenopus laevis (African clawed frog), 7085 nucleotides long. RefSeq lists its product as uncharacterized. The record is from RefSeq and is a predicted model, not a curated record. Lineage: Eukaryota; Metazoa; Chordata; Amphibia; Anura; Pipidae. The transcript is spliced from 13 exons. Bases 5825 to 6445 code for a protein of 206 amino acids.